AUGGAUGGAAUAUCAGAUGAAAGAAGCGAAGAUAACAGAGUAAACAGCCUUAUAGAGCAGGUGAUAUGCCUGGAAGAAGAGCUGCAGCAGACGAGAGAGGAAAAUAGAAUAUUAAAAGAAAACAUUUUAAACUCCAACAGAUCUCUUUCAACUGAAAUAAUAGGCGUGCUCAGCGAGAGAAUAGACAUGCUAAGACGGGAGAUCCGCAGCAAUCCGAGAAUGGAAAGAGAAGUGCUGCAAGAUGAGAGCAUAGCAGAUCUGAAGAGAAUAACCCAGGAGUUCAAAGGGGUGCUGUAUGCAGUAGAACAAGAGAUAGGCGGGCUGCUGAAUCUGUGCUACUCACAGCAGAAUGAUCUCCAGGAGAGAGACAAACAGGUGCAGCUGUAUGCCCAAAUAAACAGCAAAUUAUUGCUCAUAAAAAAUGAAUAUGUAAAGCUAAAACAGAUGUGA
This is a messenger RNA of Nematocida minor, 450 nucleotides long. RefSeq lists its product as uncharacterized. Lineage: Eukaryota; Fungi; Microsporidia. The transcript has a single exon. Bases 1 to 450 code for a protein of 149 amino acids. The record is from RefSeq and is a predicted model, not a curated record.